CAGUGGGUGCGCCCACUGCUUCUCGGGAUGCUUGAGCAGUGCCCUGAGGAGGCAGUCAGGCUGCUGCUGGACACUGCUCCACCAGGAGACAGCUCUGGCCUGGAAAUGUGGGAGAUGAUGUUAUCCACGCCCCUGGCUGUGGAUCUGGUUUUGGUGCAGCUGUUCAAGCAGCUCCAGCAGAGGAAGCAGAAGAUGCUCUUCUGCACUCUCAUGGAGGACACUUCUUGCUUGGCUCUUCUGGCCAGCAUUUACUUGCCAGGGGAGCACUUUGCCAGAACCUAUGAGUUCUGGAGGUUUCUGAGGCAUCAGAGCCAGGACAUGCUCUCCGUGGCGCUCAGCGGCAUUGCUACGCUGUCCGGGAUUCCUGAGAUGGGGAGGAAAAUGAAGGUGCUGCUGCCAGACUUGCUGGAGGUCCUGGAGCAGGGCAAUGAGCAUGUUCAGUUGAAGGCCCUGAGAGUCUGCAGGAAUGUGCUGAGGGAACUGAGGAGGGAGGAGGUCAUCCCCAUGGCUGUGGAACUGCUGGACAAGCUCCUGCCCCUCUUUGACAAUGAGCUGUUUAGCGAGCUGAGGGAGAUCUCCAUCAGCCUCUUCACUGAGCUGCUGAAAAAGGUGGCGGGGAAGUGCAAGAGGCAGAUGAAGAAGCGAGUGCGACGGGGGCUGCUCCCACUCUUUUUUCACAUGAGUGACGACACCCGGAGUGUGGCCGAGGCCUCCAGCCAAGCCCUCCUUGCUGCCGCAGAGCUCCUCAAAUGGCAACAGCUCCAAGACCUGGUGAAAACAGAGCAGACGUGGAGGAUUGGAGAGUGCUUGCUGCUGCAGGACAGGACCAGGGCUGACGACUACUUGGAUCAGAGCCAGGGGUACCUGGAUAACGCUCAGGACACCCUGAGGAUGGAGGCCAUCAGGUUCAUCGGGCUUGCUGCACGGGGCCAAAGCCAGCAGAAGCUGUCAGAGAUGAUGAGCACACUUUAUCCCCUGGAGCACGACUGCACACCAUCCAUCAGGUGCCUGGCAACUCAGACCAUUUCCAUCCUGAGCACUCUAAGGGUGAAGGCAGAACGGAGAAGAACCAAGAGACCUUGGUGCUGCUGAGCCCAGCUGAGCUGCAGCUCUUCCCUGGGAACAAUCCUGUGCUGCCUCCAGCUCCUGGCUGCUGCUGUUGACCCCAGGAAUCCAGCCUUGACCUUCCCAGCGCUGCUCUGCAGCCUUGGUCAGGAUGUGAGAUUUAGUGGGGGAAAAGAGGGAGCAUCAAGUUGAAUCAAUUUUCCUGUAUAUUUGUAUAUAUUGUAUAUAGUUAGUAAUUU
Calypte anna (Anna's hummingbird) is the source of this 1304-nucleotide messenger RNA. RefSeq names its product maestro heat-like repeat family member 5. The record is from RefSeq and is a predicted model, not a curated record. The transcript has 9 exons. NCBI's taxonomy places the organism in Eukaryota, Metazoa, Chordata, Aves, Apodiformes, Trochilidae. Gene Ontology annotation, cellular component: cytoplasm. Bases 28 to 1092 code for a protein of 354 amino acids.